UUUGACAUUCGCCACCACGCUGCCUCAAAAAAACAUGUAGCUGUGAUGGGCGCAUGUACCCAGAAAAAUAAGUUGCAUUUCGUUCCAAAGUCGACCAAAACGCAGGAGCAGGAAGCAGCACUAUGUCUGCAUAUUGCCAAACACUCAGCGAUUGCGACAAGUGAUCAUUUGUCGAAGUUGUGUGUUGAGCAGUUUUCAGCUUGCAAAGCUGCUGCAAAUAUAAAACUAGGCAGAACGAAGUGCACCUACAUCAUUAAAAAUGUACUGGCAAUGCAUUUUAUUAGCGAUUUAAGAAGCGACAUCGGAGACUCAGGCUUUAGUCUUCUAUUGGACGAGUCUACUGACAUCAGCGUCGAAAAAAUUCUUGAAUCCCUUAAAAAUACCGAGAGUAUGUGACACAAGAUGGUUGUCGAUAGAGAGUGCGGUUUCUCGUAUCGUGGAUCAGUGGACGGAGCUGAAGCUGCAUUUCGAGUUAGCAGCUACUACUGAAA
Messenger RNA from Anastrepha ludens (Mexican fruit fly), 491 nucleotides. RefSeq lists its product as uncharacterized. Lineage: Eukaryota; Metazoa; Arthropoda; Insecta; Diptera; Tephritidae. Bases 46 to 396 code for a protein of 116 amino acids. The record is from RefSeq and is a predicted model, not a curated record. The transcript has 2 exons.